Belonocnema kinseyi is the source of this 636-nucleotide messenger RNA. Its product is annotated as peptidyl-tRNA hydrolase 2, mitochondrial. Lineage: Eukaryota; Metazoa; Arthropoda; Insecta; Hymenoptera; Cynipidae. The transcript has a single exon. Gene Ontology annotation, cellular component: mitochondrion; cytosol. Bases 50 to 418 code for a protein of 122 amino acids. The record is from RefSeq and is a predicted model, not a curated record. Gene Ontology annotation, molecular function: peptidyl-tRNA hydrolase activity.
GGCCUCCAUUUUUAAUCGGAUAAAGACAGCGUUUAUAAAUCGGGUGCCAAUGAAACCUGGCGAAUGCAAAAUGGUGAUUGUAGUUAGAACAGACAUUCCAAUGGGAAAAGGAAAAAUAGGUGCUCAAUGUGCUCAUGCUGCAUUAGAAUGCUAUCGAAAAUCGACCUCCAUUGGUUCAAACCGACGAGUGUUUAAUUCUUGGUUACUCUUUGGACAACCAAAAGUAGUGCUUAGGAUAUCGAGUGAAAAGGAACUUUUAAGUUUAGCUCAAAAAUCUCGUGACUCUGGACUCAUCACUGCAGUAAUAAGAGAUGCAGGCAGAACCCAAUUGGAACCUGGUACAAUUUCUGUAUUAGGGAUUGGGCCUGCUCCCACAAAUAUUGUUGACCAAGUCACAUCUUCAUUGAAAUUACUGUAAUUACGCUACAGUUAAAUUUUUUGUAUAUUGUAUUUUUCAAUUUAGUAAUACGUUUUAUUUGAAGGACUUAAAUAAAUAGAUUAGGACAAUAGACUUUUUUUAAAUCGAAAAUUCGAAUUAUACUUAAGGAUGUUCUUGGAGCACGGUCAAGUUAAAUUUACUUGGUCUUUAAAUGGGAUUUGGGGAAGCUCAUGUAAUUAAUAAAAAAAGUUUUCAUU